This is a messenger RNA of Gastrolobium bilobum, 1326 nucleotides long. RefSeq lists its product as uncharacterized. The coding region runs from base 133 to 1278 and encodes 381 amino acids. Gene Ontology annotation, molecular function: protein binding. The transcript has 11 exons. The record is from RefSeq and is a predicted model, not a curated record. NCBI's taxonomy places the organism in Eukaryota, Viridiplantae, Streptophyta, Magnoliopsida, Fabales, Fabaceae.
CCUUCCAUUCCCUGUGCCUCGUGUCAGUGCGGCUUUGCGCAGUUCACCUUGCUUGUACAAUCUAUUAUUUUUCUAUGGUAUAUAUUCAUUCAGCGAAUUUAGGGUUAGAGUUCAGAGUUUUUUUGAGAAUCGAUGAUGGCAGAAGAGGAGGCUAAGCUUAAGCCUCGACGACUCAGAGGUCACGAGGACAGCACUUCCUGCUGCAUUGCCUCACGUGACCGCCCUCACCUCAUCGUCACUUCCGGCGAUGAUGGUCGCGUUUGCUGGUUUGACUUGCGAUGCAAUGAUGUGCCGCGACUCAGGAUGGAUGUCAGCGUCGAACCCAUUCCCUCCUUGAGUUUCAAGUCAGGUCUGGAAGAUAAGAUUUAUGUCUCCUCAGGAAAGGAAAUCAAGUGUUUCGAUGUGCGCCUGGCCACCACCAAAUGGGAGCCAUUGGAGAAUUAUAAUUAUAACAAAGAGGAGAUAAACCAGGUUGCAUGCAACUCAAAGUCCUCAUUCCUUGCUGCUGCAGAUGAUAGUGGUGAGGUGAAGAUAAUUGACAUUCACCAGCAAUGCCUGUAUAAAACCCUACGAUCUGGUCAUACAAGUAUUUGUAGCACUGUGCAGUUCCUUCCUUGGAGAUCUUGGGAAGUAAUUAGUGGAGGUCUUGAUUCAACGCUUGUGUUGUGGGACUUCUCCAAAGGGCGCCCACACAAAUUAGCAGAUUUUGGUAUAUUUGAUAUGAGUAGUAACAUUGCUGGCCAGUGUCUCAAUCCUGCUUUUAUCCAUACAAUAGCUGUUCCAGAAGUUGACAUGCUAGAUAAAUUAGACAAGAUAUGUGCCGUUGCAAGGGGUGAUGGAGUAAUUAAUGUGAUUAAUAUUGAAUCAGAAAUUGCUGCUAUAAGGUCUAAAGGAUCUUCGAAUUCGCGAAAAGGAUCACAAUCAAGAUCAAAAGAUGGUAGUUCAACUAGCAAUGCGGAUGCAGAUCAAAAUGGAAAAAGGAGAUUGCAUUUGGAUUACACUUUGGGUGGCCAUACUUCAGCUGUUUCUGGCCUGGCAUUUUCAUUGUUUGGGGAAAGGGGUAAAUUCAUUAUAUCCGGAGGAAAUGAUAAGUCAGUGAAGCUGUGGAAUUGGUCCAGUUAUCCUGAUGCUGGAUUAAGUGACGCCAACAAUGAUAUCCUACAUUUGAACAUCAGUGUACCCCAAAAGGUCAAUUGGCUGUGUAGCACCCCAGCUGAUACAGACAACCUUGUUGUGUGUGACACAUCUAAUGUAGUAAAGGUCUAUUCUAUAACAUAGUUUAAAGCUGGAUGACUGAGGUUCUAGGAAUGAGUAUUCCUGGAAAGC